AUGCUGCUACCAAAUUACAUCCUCACGGGCUUGGUUUGCCUUCCAGCAGCCUUUGCCAAUCUUCUAGGUGCGACAUUUCCUCCUCCGAGGGAUUUGUCGAGCAGCAACAGCCGGGUCGCCGCCAGCUGGAAGAACCUUACUUCUAAACUCAACACGCAACUUAACAAUGGAAAUACCACUGGAGCCAUUGGGGUAUCUGCAUUGAAGAACCUCACAUUUUCUGCUGGCUUGUUUUCCACACUUGACCCUAAAGCCGAACGUUUUCAAUUUCACCACACUGCGAGCGAAGUUGCAAACUCUCCCAUUGGCGCGAGGAAGGUAGAUGGAGAUAGCAUCUACAAGAUUGCCAGCGUGUCAAAACUCUUUACCGUCCUCGCUGGUCUUAUUGAGUUGGAUCCGCGGGACUGGGACCGCCCACUCACCGAUGUCCUCCCAUUCUUGGCGGAUUAUGACCGUCAGAGACGUGAUACUUUCCGGCUUGUCUAUGAUGUUCAAUGGGACAAGGUCACCCUCAGAUCUCUUGCUGGUCAAAUGGGAGGCAUUCCACACGGUGCUACAGAAGAAUUCUUGUAUACCUUUGCGCAAUACAAGUACUACGAAGGCUCUCACGAUCCCUCGUUGACCGAUCCAAAUUUCUACGGUCUUCCACCCCUGAACGAGAGUGACUUGUCACUUUGGCCGGCAUGUAUCGGGAAACAGAAGGAGGGCUGUAAUCCAGUCUCUUGGGAUGAGGGAUACUCUGCGAGGCCUCCAGUGUACCUCCCCUGGGCAGCCCCCGAGUAUGCAAACGGAGGGUACAUCUUCCUCGGACUCGCAAUCUCAAAUCUCACAGGGAAGACCAUGAAGGAGUGGUAUAGUGAUUCUAUUUUCGAGCCUCUGGGCCUGAAGUCCACUUACUCGGCUCCCCCUGACAACUCUACCCAUCCCCGUUCGGUCCUCUCGGAAGCUCUUGAGCAGCAGUUUGUCCCCGAUGGUGGUGCUGCGACCCCUUCAGGCGGAUUGUACUCAACCUGCAAUGAUCUCACUAAAUUCGGCCUCGCACUCUUGAACUCUACUCUCCUCCCCUCGGUAAAGACACGUGAAUGGAUGAAACCCGUCACUCAUACCUCGAGUCUGCACUACUCUGUUGGUGCCCCAUGGGAGAUUCAUCGAUACGUCCACACUGGAUCAGGCGUCGUCACUGACCUGUAUACAAAGCUUGGAGACUCAGGAUUCUAUGGUGCUAUCGUGGUUGUGAUACCCGAAUUUCAUGCUGGCUUUACGGUGCUCAGUGCUAGCUCCCAAAACAGUCGUAGCGCUCUGACGCUGCUGGCCAUCGAUCUUAUCACGGAUUCCAUUCUCCCUGCAUUAAUGGAGCAAGCCGCAGUUGAAACCGCGCAGAAGUUUGCCGGAACAUACAAAGCCGAAGACUUGGAUUCGUCGCUGACACUUGCUGUUGUGCCGCCCACUCAACCUGCACCUGGCCUGAACAUCACUUCGUGGAUCAGCAAUGGCACAGACAUCACGGCUAUGGUGCCUAGACUCUUUGAUAAUGUCGAUUCAAGGCUCGUGCCAUCCAUCGUUACCGAGCAAGCCACUGGAGAAAUGGCUUUCCGUGGAUACACUGCCUCCCAGCACCCGAACGUCGGAGUGGGUUCCUCGUCAAGUCUCUUCUCAUCCUUCUACGAUCUCAAUGAUUGGACUAUGCUAGACCAGUUGACGUGGGGUGGUAUUUCUACUUCACUGUUUGUUUUUGAUGUCGAGGAAGACGGAAAGGCUAAGUCGGUGACACCUGCUGCUUACAGGGUGAAGAUGAUGAAGAAGUGA
This is a messenger RNA of Penicillium paradoxum, 1806 nucleotides long. Its product is annotated as serine hydrolase domain-containing protein. The transcript has a single exon. NCBI's taxonomy places the organism in Eukaryota, Fungi, Ascomycota, Eurotiomycetes, Eurotiales, Aspergillaceae. The record is from RefSeq and is a predicted model, not a curated record. Bases 1 to 1806 code for a protein of 601 amino acids.